UUUCCCAUCUCCAACCCAGUUACUAACAUCAUGCUCGCCUCCACUCUGCUGCUCCUCUGGGGCACCGCUGGGGCUGCCUUGGCCUCCCCCCACCCGUUGGCCGAGUCCCAAGUAGUCUUCGCCCCGUCUCCCGAGGCCCCCAAUGCACCCAAUGCAUAUGGUCAACACCAUGUGGACGAGGCCAUUCUCUCCGCCCUGAACACCCACUCCGACCCUGUUGCGGCGCUGGUGUCUCUGCGUCCUGAAGCCGCCGCGUUCCUGGCCGAGCCCCGUCUGCUGCACGUCCGGGGCGAAGAAAAGGCCGAAUGGAUGACCGAGGGCGACAAGAUUCGCCUCCGCCGUCGCGGCCAGAAGUUUAUCGACAUUACUGACCACCAUGAGUUUUAUGCCGAGCAGGCAACAACUGCUUCCGCCGGUAACCCAAACCUCCCCGAUUUGGCCCACAAACGCCUCGUCAAGCCGCUGUUCGCCCACGUCGAGACACAGCGAAUGUACAAUGUCCUCCAGCACAUGACCUCGUACUACAACCGCUACUACGGUGACUUUCACGGCGAGAAGAGCUCCGAAUGGCUUCAUGACCACAUUGCCGAGAUCAUCGCCAAAUCGCCAUUCCGCACCCACAUCUCCCUCGAAUACUUUACUCACCCCUUCCGCCAAUCCUCCAUUAUUGCACGCUUUGAACCCAAAGUCCGCAACUUCUCCUUGCCCCUGACCAUCAUUGGCGCCCACCAAGACUCCGCCAACUACCUCUUCCCGCUGCUCCCCGCCCCUGGUGCGGACGAUGACUGCUCUGGCACCGUCAGCAUUCUUGAGGCGUUCCGCAUCCUCGCUGAGAACGGGUAUACGCCCAAGUACGGCCCCGUCGAGUUCCACUGGUACGCGGCCGAGGAGGGCGGACUCCUGGGCAGCCAGGCCAUAGCGCGGUAUAAGAAGGAGCAGGGCGCGAAGAUUGGUGCGAUGAUGGAGUUUGACAUGACAGCGUUCAUUGCCCGCAACGCUACCGAGACGAUCGGUUUUGUCGCGACACAGGCCGACGCCGCUCUCACGAACUGGACCGUGAACCUGAGCCGGGAAUACAUUUCCAUUCCGGCGGAAGUAUAUGAGCUAGGACCCAAUGCGGGUUCGGACUACAUGUCCUAUACGCAACUCAACUAUCCCUCUGCAUUUGCCUCCGAGGGGAACCCGCUCGCCGGAGGAGACUUUCCUGGAGAAUUCGAUCCAUACGUCCACGGCGUGAACGACACCAUGUACAUUGACGAUGAGACGGGAGUUUUCUCUCUUGAUCACAUGGCUAGAUUUUCCGAAUUAGCCAUCGCCUUUGCCGUAGAGCAGGCCGGAUGGGAUAAUAGCUGGAGGUAGUAAUAGGCUUGACUGCGUCUACGCGUAUAAGUAUAUUUCUUUCUGGAAAUAUCCGUCUUAGUGUCUUUUGGAUUUCUUGUCGCGCUAGGCAGAUACCAGUACCGUUGUACAACCACCUAGGAAGAUAGAUAAUAUUUACAUAGGAAGAUUCCUGCGUUCCGUAGGAGUACUCCUGCAGGAACCGAUUGUAGAUCACCUGCCAUGCAUUAUAUAAAGAACCAGGGACCUGCUUCAUCCAUCCAUUC
Aspergillus sclerotioniger CBS 115572 is the source of this 1604-nucleotide messenger RNA. Its product is annotated as peptidase family M28. NCBI's taxonomy places the organism in Eukaryota, Fungi, Ascomycota, Eurotiomycetes, Eurotiales, Aspergillaceae. The record is from RefSeq and is a predicted model, not a curated record. The coding region runs from base 31 to 1359 and encodes 442 amino acids. The transcript is spliced from 6 exons. Gene Ontology annotation, molecular function: metalloexopeptidase activity. Gene Ontology annotation, biological process: proteolysis.